UUUCAGGAUAGAAAUGUUAUUCCUUAUGCGCAGUCAAGAUGGCCCAAUAAGGAAGUUCCUUACGUUAUCGACAAAUCUCUGACCCAACAUACCGACCUAAUCAAAAGUGCGAUGAAGAAUUACCACGAUUUCACAUGUCUGAAAUUUGUACCCAGAACAAACCAAAGGAAUUAUAUCAAGCUUUUCUUUGGACAAGGAUGUUAUUCUUAUAUUGGUCUGAUCAAUCGCGGAGAACAACUAGUGUCUCUUGGACAGGGAUGCCACUAUAAGGGAAUCGUUGUACAUGAGCUGGGGCAUGCCAUUGGUUUCUUCCAUGAGCAUAGCAGAUCUGACAGAGAUAAAUAUGUUACAAUCUAUUGGCAGAACAUCAAAAAUGGAAUGGAACCACAAUUCACUAUUCUACGACCCAACCAAAAUCUCCUUCUGACACCUUUUGAUUAUGACUCCAUUAUGUUAUACGGAAACUAUGCUUUCUCCAAAGAUAACAAAUCUAUGACCAUCGCUGCAAAGGACGGCAGGCCACUUAAGGAGCCUUAUCAAAAACCUGGCCUUACCAGCAGUGACAUCAAACGUGUCAAUCUGAUGUAUAAAUGUUGAAAUGCAAUUUGUUUGUAAGGUAAAUGGGAUUGUAGAAGACUUUGUCUUGAAACCAGUUUUAAUCUCUGUAUUGAGGAAAUGAAAUAAAUUUAUUAACAGCAACA
This is a messenger RNA of Stegodyphus dumicola, 701 nucleotides long. Its product is annotated as astacin-like metalloprotease toxin 5. Gene Ontology annotation, molecular function: zinc ion binding; metalloendopeptidase activity. Gene Ontology annotation, biological process: proteolysis. The record is from RefSeq and is a predicted model, not a curated record. Lineage: Eukaryota; Metazoa; Arthropoda; Arachnida; Araneae; Eresidae.